AUGCCCACCACCACCAUGCGGGCCUGGACAUACAUGCAAUCAGGCCUCCCAUCGCAAACAAUUGUCCUAGAUGAUGAGGCCUCCGCGCCCUCAGCGGCCGACCUCGGGCCCGACGAGCUCCUCAUCGCGGUCAACUACGUGGCCAUGAACUCGGGGUUCACGACCAUGAUGCGCUCCCUCCCGCCGCAGCCAUACUCCCUGCCGCACAUCUAUAACCGCCAGAAGCGCUUAGGAGUCCCGGAGUUUGAAUUCUCGGGGCGCAUUCUAGCCGUCGGCUCGGCCAUCCCCUCUACUCGACCAGACCUCCAACCCUCAACUCUCGUCCUGGGCUGCUGUGCUGCUAAACGGGUCUUCGUCGAAGGUAAAGGGGCGCUGGCGGAACAAGUCAUUGCGCCUGCCGCCCAGCUGAUCCCCUUGCUGUCCCCUUAUACUGUCACCACCCAAGAUGAAACCUCAGGACCGGAGCCAGCAGCACCCAUUUCCCUUCUCGAAGCCUCCGGCCUCAGCGCCUGCGGCUGCACCGCCGUGCAGGUCCUAGACCUGACCAAGCUGAUCGCGGGGGACAAGGUUUUCGUGAACGGUGGCAGCACCAGCGUGGGUAUGCUGAUCAUCCAAGUCGCGCGUCAUGUAUUAGGGCGAACCGGCACGAUCGUCGCGUCAGGCACCGACGCUUCCCUGAUCCGGUCCAUCGGCGCUGACGAGGUCGUCGACUACACGGUCCAGCACCCCCUCCACGAGUAUCUGCGCACGCAUCACGCCGACCGGCCCUUUGGCGCGAUCAUCGACUGCGUGGGCGUAACGGAGCUUUACACGCACUGCGAGCCGUAUCUUGCAUUUGGCAAACCGUUCAUUAAUUUAGGCGCCAUGACGGCCAAGCCCACGUUCUGGGGCUUGUUGUCAUUUGUCUGGAAUCAGCAUAUGGUGCCCCUGUGGCCGGUAUUGCUCGGUGGCGUGCCGAGAGGUUAUCAGUUCUAUAGUGCACGGCCGAAUCGGGAGACACUGGGGAGGGUGAUGCGGUUGGUGGAGAGCGGAGAAUUGAAGAUGGUGGUGGAUUCAGUGUGGGACAUGAGGGAUGCGAGAAAGGCCUAUGAGCGGAUGGAGAGUAAGAGGGCUAAGGGGAAGGUUAUUGUUCGGGUACAGGAGUGA
Messenger RNA from Penicillium robsamsonii, 1146 nucleotides. RefSeq names its product NAD(P)-dependent alcohol dehydrogenase. Gene Ontology annotation, molecular function: oxidoreductase activity. The transcript has 2 exons. Lineage: Eukaryota; Fungi; Ascomycota; Eurotiomycetes; Eurotiales; Aspergillaceae. The record is from RefSeq and is a predicted model, not a curated record. Bases 1 to 1146 code for a protein of 381 amino acids.